UUUCUAUUACAGCUUAUUUGGCAUAAACGGCUACCCUUACAGAGCCUGACUACAUCAGGGGUACAAAACCAACCUCCUUUAAAGUUAAGUCCAGGAGGUACUUGAUUGUAUUCCGGUCGUCCCCCUCCCUUGUAAUGAAUCAAGGAGCAAAACAGGGACCAUACCGGUAAAGACACGAUGCGGUCACGGCGUGACGGCCCAGGGCCGCUUUUUCUAUAAUUGUUGCUGCCAUCAGUCAGCAGCUCUACCCACCCUUUCGCCCAGUUCUGGUCCAUUCCCCUUAUAACCUCCUCCUCUCACGCACUUUUCCCCCCCAAUCUCCUACCUUCUCUCACUACAUACCCACUCUUGCAAGGAAAAGCUUUCGACUCCCUCUACUUCCAAACCUAGCCACAUCUCUCCAUCCCCCUUGCCUGUCCCAUAAAACUCCUACCUCGUAAACAACCACAAGAGGCACAAUGUCUACUCGCAAACGGGGCCGCGGAGCCGCAGAGGAUGACGAAGAACUCGUAGCCUUACCCAGCGAUGAAAGUGAAGAGGAAGAAGAAUAUGAAGAAUCUGAUUUCGGCGAAGAAGAGGGAGAAGAUGAGUCAGGCUCCGGGGAAGAAUCUGAAGCUUCUGAGGAAGGGGAGCCUGAGAAAGAAGAACCCGCACAUAAGAAACGCAAAGUAGCGCCAGCCCCGUACACUGAAGCUCAGGGCGCAGAAGGGGAGGAAGAGGAAGAGGAGGAAGAAGUUGAAGAACCGGAGCCAGAAGGAGCCGAGAAAGGCCUGGAGGCCGAAGGUGAUGAAGAUGAAGAGCAGGAGGAGGAAGAGGAAGAAGAAGCAGAACAGAGAGAGGACGAUGCACCAGCGCCUGUUAAGAAAGCUGGACUGGCUGUGUCCGAGGUGCCCGCGCCCGUUGAAAAAGUUGCUACUACCAAUGGUGCCGCGGUUGCUCCUGCUGCCGUGGAAGUGGGUAAUGGCGAAUAAGAGCUGGUAAUCGUGCAGCGCCACAGCCGGAGGGUUGCGGAAAAAAUGAGGGUUCGCGGUUAAUAAUUUUUUUUUUGUCGUUGUUUGGUUUUUUUUCUACUUCUUGUUUUUUCUAUUUAAUUGGGGGGGUUUGUAAGGGGAUAUGUGGGACCAGGUUUUCGCGCUCUCUUUUUAUGCGGGGGCGGGGAAUCAUUUCAUUUGGGCUGAGUAAGGAAGGAAAUAAUCGAAUUUUCCGCGAUUUAUCUCUUUUUAGGUCCGAUUAUUUUCACUGAAGUAGUUUCUUAGUUAGUUUGUUAAAUGAAUGCUGUUCAUAUAAUCUUUCUUUUUUUUCCUCUCUCUGGAAGGAAAAUAUCGUUUUUCUCUUCGAGAGAGGAGAAAAGUUAUGGAGUCCAUUUUUCUCCAACUUAUUUUUUUCUUCGCCUAUUAUCCAAUCAUUGAAGACGGC
Molecule: messenger RNA, 1416 nt
Organism: Blastomyces gilchristii SLH14081
Lineage: Eukaryota; Fungi; Ascomycota; Eurotiomycetes; Onygenales; Ajellomycetaceae
Exons: 3
Coding region: 459-971 (170 amino acids)
Source: RefSeq, a predicted model, not a curated record